Molecule: messenger RNA, 447 nt
Organism: Mucor mucedo
Lineage: Eukaryota; Fungi; Mucoromycota; Mucoromycetes; Mucorales; Mucoraceae
Exons: 1
Coding region: 1-447 (148 amino acids)
Source: RefSeq, a predicted model, not a curated record
AUGGCAGGCACCGCUAAGCAACUAUACAAAGAGACAAUUGCACGAGACACUAUCAAUGACAAAAUCAAGAAAAAUGACUUGCGAAUUGUUAUUGCCGAGAAAAAGCUGGAAAUGCUGAAUCCCAAUCCGGUCGAAUACGUACAAAUAUUGGAUAUACUCGACCCAAACACCGAUAACUGUCUUGCUAAUCGCGGCAUUUGCUACAAUGAUGAUGCUAGUAAAUUAACGUAUUAUCAUCAAUUUGCGAAGAUACUGGAUGAAAUAUUAGACAAUAUCAUGCUUGACAUUCUGGAUAGUGAAAAGGUCUCCAAGGCUGCUAAGACUUCCGUCAUGAAUAUAAAAAAAGUGUACAAUGCCAAAAUCUCUUUAAGCAAUGGCUUUGGUCGAAGAAUAAAUCUAAUUCUUGCGACCAAGAAUAUCGAGUUGUCUCCGUUUACCUACCGAUAG